AUGUCAGCACUUGAGAUAGCACGCAAGAAAAUAUCAUUUGAUGUAAAUAAGCUGUCCCACUUCAUUUGGGAAGGAGAGGAGAGAUUCAAGAGAUUCAUGGCAUUUUAGAAGCUAUGCAGUUCUGAUCCUCUUCUUCGUAAUAAUCCUAAGGACAUUGGAAUAGGAAGAGCCGAAACAUAUGAACUAUAUGCAAGGAAAAUGAAGAAGUUGUUGGAGGUGGCUGACUUGCGUGAUAUCAAAGAAUUCGCAACCUUGAUCUAUCCAGAGGCUUUGGUGUCAUCAUUGAAUUAUGAAAUGUUCAUGCCCACAAUAAUGAAUUUGGGAACAGAAGAAUAAGUGAAGCUGUUUUAUGAGCCAGCAUCAAGAUGGGAGAUCUUGGGUUGUUAUUCAUAGACAGAAUUAGCACAUGGUUCAGAUAUAAAUAGAAUCGAAACAACAGCCACAUAUGAUAAAUAAACAAAAUCUUUCAUAAUUAACACUCCCUCAUUGAAAGCCACAAAAUGGUGGGGAAGUGACAUGGGCAUAACAGCUACUCAUGUCGUAACCUAAGCCUAAUUGUAUAUAGACGGUAAGAGAUGCGGAGUAUAGAAUUUUGUUGUCUAAAUCAGAGAUGUGAAAACCCAUCUAAACACUUCCAGGCAUUUUGGUCGGUGAUAUUGGUGCUAAGUUUGGAUACAAUGCAAAAGAUAAUGGAUAUUUGAGAUUU
Molecule: messenger RNA, 706 nt
Organism: Paramecium tetraurelia
Lineage: Eukaryota; Ciliophora; Oligohymenophorea; Peniculida; Parameciidae
Exons: 2
Biological process (GO): lipid homeostasis; fatty acid beta-oxidation using acyl-CoA oxidase
Cellular component (GO): peroxisome
Molecular function (GO): acyl-CoA oxidase activity; fatty acid binding; FAD binding
Source: RefSeq, a predicted model, not a curated record